Molecule: messenger RNA, 1034 nt
Organism: Prunus avium (sweet cherry)
Lineage: Eukaryota; Viridiplantae; Streptophyta; Magnoliopsida; Rosales; Rosaceae
Source: RefSeq, a predicted model, not a curated record
GCAGCUAUGGCUGAACAAAACAAGAGAUCAGAGUUCAUCAACACACCGCAAGUGGUGGUGAGCUCAAGAUGGAACCCAACUCCGGAGCAGUUGAGGGCUCUGGAAGAAUUGUACAGACGAGGGACUCGAACCCCAUCGGCUGAGCAAAUUCAGCACAUCACAGCGCAGCUUCGAAAAUAUGGAAAGAUAGAGGGGAAGAAUGUGUUCUAUUGGUUCCAAAAUCAUAAGGCCAGAGAAAGGCAGAAACGUCGCCGUCAGAUGGAAUCAUCCGUGCCCUCUGCCCAACCAGAUCACGAAAUAUCAUUGUCAUCCACAGAUCAUCAAAAGAAAGAAUCAUUAGGGGCAAGUAGGACAGGGUUUGAAGUUGAACAGACCAAGAACUGGGCACCCUCUACAAACAGCAGUACAACUCUUGCAGAGGAAUCUGUUUCAAUACAAAGGGCAGCAAAAGCAGCAGUGGCAGCAACAGAGUGCAGGACGGAUGGAUGGAUCCAAUUCGAUGAAGAAGAAUUGCAGCAAAGAAGAAACUUUGUAGAAAGGAAUGCCACGUGGCAGAUGAUGCAGUUGUCUUGUCCUCCUCCUCCUUCUCCUCUUCCUCCUCAGUACCCUCAUCCUCCCACCCACCUCAUAAUAAACACCCCUACUUGUUGUACCGCUAACUCAAAUAGUACUAAUAAUUUAACAAGCAGCAGGGCAAGCAGGGCAGCAACAGUAAGAACAAUGGACCAAAGGCUCAUUAAGGGUCAUGAUCUCAGCAUCCUUCUAACACCCUACUCAUCAAUAUCAGAAGAAUCUGGUUUUAUUAACUUUAACCACCCAAACCACAACACCAACGUUGAACAAGAUCAUGGCUGUGGGGAAUCUCAAACCCUUCAACUCUUUCCACUUCGAAGUGGCCAUGCCAAUGCCAAUGCCAACCUCGAAAAGGAUCGUGCAGAGCUAUCGGCUAACUUCAGUAGUGCUCAGGCUUACCCUUUUUUUGAGUUUCUUCCCUUAAAGAACUAAUUAGUUUACUAACCAUGCACUUAAUUAUC